Molecule: messenger RNA, 1443 nt
Organism: Arctia plantaginis
Lineage: Eukaryota; Metazoa; Arthropoda; Insecta; Lepidoptera; Erebidae
Source: the annotation of a GenBank genome assembly
AUGCAACAUCGUAAAGUUAUAAAAAUGGUUUGGUUGCCCCUCCUACUGGCGCUGGGUGUAGCCGCAGCGCAGGAGAGCUGUCUCUCCGUGCAAGACGAUCCUUACCUGAUGUUUGGAACGAAGACCGCUUAUCUAUUUGCUAAUAGAGACCCACGUACCAAAGUGCACGAGGUACCUGGUUGUCAGCCCAUCGCCUUAUUCUUGCUCAGUCGCCAUGGCUCCCACAACCCUGAAGCUGACGAAAUCAACGAGCUCCAAAGACUUGGAGACCUAAAAAACAAUAUACUUACCAAUUACAAUAAUGGCAAUUUCAGGAAUACCAAUCAACGCAUAUGUAGUUCAGACUUGAAUCUUUUACAACGUUGGCAAUGGAACGAUCGGAUCAAUUCAACCUUCGCAGGAGAUCUCACUACAGAUGGUUACAUGACCACACAGCAACUGGCUCAAGCGUGGAAACAGAAGUUUCCAGGUCUUUUGACAACAAACCAACACGACUACUUGUUCAAGUUUGUAAACGACAGACGUUCAAGCAACACCUACAAAGCGUUUACUGAAGGUUUAUUUGGGGACCAAGCUGAAAGCGUCGACAUAUCUAAGGAGAAUGAUGAGAAGAUCCUCAGGCCAUACAAGUCUUGCCCUGUCUGGACGAAGGAUGUUGAAGAGAACAACAUCACAAUUGCCCAAUUAUCCAUCUUCGAAUCUAAACAGGAAUACAAAGAGAUGAUCAGUAACAUCUCGUUACGCCUCGGGUUCAACUAUGACAUGCAGAAGGACACGAUACUGCGGCUAUACCAAAUGUGUCGCUACAACAAGGCGUGGGACGUCACAGCCAUUUCGCCGUGGUGCGCUGCGUUCACCCGCGAAGAUUUGAAACGCCUGGAAUACGCUGAAGACCUAGAAACUUACUACAAGUACGGCUACGGAUCGGCUCUCAACAAGGACAUCGGAUGCGCGACGGUCAAGGAUAUGAUGACCUUCCUCACGAAACAUGUUAACGACGCCGACACGCCACAACAGCCCCGCGUCCUCAUUAGCUUCAGUUCAGCAGUUAUGUUACUUCUCACCAUGACUGCGAUGGGAGCCCAUAAGGACAUCAUACCACUCACCGGUGACAACUACCACUCGGCCAAUGUGCAGGUCAGGAAGUGGACUACUUCGACUAUGAUGCCCUUUAAUGCGAACAUAGCAGCAGUUUUAUACAAGUGCACGCAAAACGGUAAUUUCCAAGUGAGGGAGCCAUACCAAGUUCUAUUCCUUGAGAACGAACGUCCCAUGCACUUCGAAGGAUGCAGGGUCGGACUCUGCGACUGGUCCCUUGUCAAACACCGGUUUGAAGAACUUGCCAAUACUUGUGAUCUGAAAUUCUGUAAUGGAGCGGCCAGAUUCAGUGGUUUAACAGUAAUUGGACUUGCUGCUAUUGUUUUCGUUUUGCGAUAUGUUUGA